AUGCCGUUGUACUCACAUAGUCUACGAAAUGAAACACAUAAACAAUCAACAACAAAGCACAAGAAACUAUCCGAGGUUUCAUCAUCAGACCAAAUGACUCAUCGUCUGAGAUUCGUUGCUUCAAAGUGUCUUCUUGUUAACUCAGCAAAAAAUAGCAAUCACAUGACAAAGUAUGAUUCAAUCGUAUCUAAUGUCAAUCUUCCAAAAACCACAGUAAUUCAACCGACAAAUGGCGAAAUGUGA
Clunio marinus is the source of this 243-nucleotide messenger RNA. Lineage: Eukaryota; Metazoa; Arthropoda; Insecta; Diptera; Chironomidae. The record is from the annotation of a GenBank genome assembly.